This is a messenger RNA of Cyclopterus lumpus (lumpfish), 1398 nucleotides long. RefSeq names its product telomerase RNA component interacting RNase (gene trir). Gene Ontology annotation, molecular function: 3'-5' exonuclease activity; 5'-3' exonuclease activity. The transcript is spliced from 3 exons. The coding region runs from base 537 to 1031 and encodes 164 amino acids. The record is from RefSeq and is a predicted model, not a curated record. Lineage: Eukaryota; Metazoa; Chordata; Actinopteri; Perciformes; Cyclopteridae.
CGCCGCAACGUGACGUCACUGGGGGAAAACCAAACAUGGCCGACAGCAAGCGUUAGACGGCUGAAGUUAGCGUAAAGCGAGCGUAAAUUCGGCGAACGGCUUAGACUUUGGUGCAGGUAUUUGGAGUUUGUGCUACACCUUUGCCGUGUCGUCGUACUGGGACACGUCUCACACAUGAAUUGGAGGUUCAAGUGGAGUUUGUUCGUCUGUAAAGGCGUCGCCAUACCGGACUUUAGCCCGCCGCGUUAGCCUCGUUAGCUGCCGGACCAGCGCCUGCUUUUGUUUUUGUGGGGACGGUGAGCUCCAGAGGGCUGAAGCCGUGUGGUCGCGCAUUUUCUUUUCCCAAACGGACUGUAGCCGUUUAGGUGGACUGAGUCCGGGGUUUUGGGUAUCGUAUAGCGGGUGGGGUCCAGCCCGUCUUGCUAGCGUUUUAGCAGUGUUUUUCAUUCAAGGCCAACUUGGCAACAAAGCCACACUUUUGCCGACAACGGACACGCACCUACCUCGAGCCGCCUGCGGACAUUGCACCCAGCAACAUGGAUCCAAAGCGCGCGCAUGGCAACCCUCACACGAGUAGCAGCAGCAGCAGCGGCGGCGACUCCAGCUGCGGCAGCCCCGCGUCCCCCUCCAGCAGCCCGGCAGCGAGCAAAGCCCCGGGGCCCGGGGGAAACGCGUUCGCCAACGACGGCAGCUUCAUGGAGAUGUUCAAGAAGAAGAUGGAGGCGGAGGCGGCGAAGAGGAAAAAUGAGACGUCGCAAACAGGUGGAGAGGCGAGAGCCACCGAGCAAGGACAGACAGCAGUGGAAAAGAAGCCCCUUCCCGUGACGAGCUUUGUAAGGGGUUUGGCAGUUGUGGGGAAGCGCAGAGGCGGCGUGUUCCUAAAGACCGGCAUGGUUGCAAAGAAGCAGAAAGAUGAAACGGAAGGCACGCCAGGCAAGAGCGAUGCUUGGUCAAAGUAUAUGGCAGAGGUAAAAAAGUACAAAGCCCACGAGUGUGGCGACGACGAUAAGACCAGGCCUCUGGUCAAGUAGGGUUCCACGGUGCGAAAUCGAAAAAGUGUUUGUGAAGGGGGACACCCAUCUGGGAGAAGCUCUGAGGACGGCCGGCCAAUCCUGAACCUUCUCAUACUGCCAGUUCAAGUCGCCCUUCACGUCAGUCUUUCACAAACUGCGUAUAUUGAUGGGCCCUUUUCCCCUACUUUCUUUUUUUUAUUAUUAUUGUCUUGCUUGUUAUUUGUUGGGACUCUGGUAAUCUGAUGUCAAAAAGGUGUUCAUUUAAUGUGUUCUAAUUUGUCAUGUCUGGGUUAAGUUAGGGUUCAUUAGCAGUUGGAUUUGAUUUAAUAGCCAAACCAAGGUGUCAAUUAAAUCUACACUGCCCAUUGAGUGGUAUUGUGCCUCA